Messenger RNA from Plasmodium knowlesi strain H, 2052 nucleotides. Its product is annotated as conserved protein, unknown function. Bases 1 to 2052 code for a protein of 683 amino acids. The transcript has a single exon. NCBI's taxonomy places the organism in Eukaryota, Apicomplexa, Aconoidasida, Haemosporida, Plasmodiidae. The record is from RefSeq and is a predicted model, not a curated record.
AUGCUCCUGUUUACCCCACCCCCUAUGGACCAAAUGAAGAAAAACAUUUUUAGGGUAAGAUGCGCGGCAAGGAUGUACGCCCGCGCGCGUGGAGGAGAGGCGAAUGGAAGGAAAGCUGACGAAGGGCGAAAAUCCAUGGGAGGCACUGCUCCUGUUCCCGGGGUUGCCCCACCCCCUAGCGAAGGCAACUCAUGCAGUGCCCCCCCGACGCUGGGGCGAGGGAUAAUAUUCCCAUCCAUGGAAAGCGCCAUAAAAAAUUCACUUUGGGUACCGCACAUGAGGAAAUACAGAAGCGUGAAGAUAAAAAGGAAUGAAUUUCCCUCCCUAAGUGGAAUGAAUCAAAGAGGAAAGGGAGUUCACAAGAGAAGAUCCAUGCUGUAUCACUCCAUUGGAAGUGACCGAUCUGAGAUGAGUCAAGUGUUAAUUCUGUUGAACAAGUACCAAAGAGACAUGUCAUUUAUUAAAUUAAUUUUCCUGGCGAACUGCGUAAUUAUGGUAAGUCUCAUUUUGGGUUCUGUACAUUUAUUUUGGGGUGAUUCUAUGAAUAAAUACGUUUUGUCAAAAGUAGAAAAAUUACUUACAGAGGUGAAGAACUCAUCCAGAACGCAAACAAUUAUUAAAGGGAUGGUGAACGAUCUGUUGUACAGUAUAGUAAAUGAUGAAAAGAACAAAAAUAUUACCGCCAAAUUCGUCGUGGAUACACUCCAAAGCUCAAAGACUGAAAUGGGAAAUGUAUUCACAGAUGUACUACAAACAGAGCAAGUAAGGAAUAACCUGAGAAAUGUCUUCAUGGACAUUUCCAAUUACCUCUGCAAUAAUGACCAAGUGCAAACGAAGGUGUACCACCUACUGGCGGAAGCCAUACACUUACCUAUCGCUAUCGAAACGUCUAAGAAGUGGUUGAACGAUCUGUUCAAAUCGGAGAGCGUAACCAGUAAUGUAAGAAAAGUAAUACGCGAUGAAAUCUUCAACAACGAACAGGUGCUUAACAACUCGGUUCUCUUCGUUCAAAAUGCUCUCUUCAAUGCCAUGCAAGAUAAGAAGACGAAGGAGAUGAGUGAAUUGUUUUUUUCUUCCCUCCUGUCUAACCCAGAGUUUCAGCAACAAAUUUCUGGAAGUCUCUGGAAAAUAGUUAAACUAGCUUUGUCUCCGAAGUGGAUGACUUACGAGGGGGACCACCUUAACUUCAAAGUGAGUAGCCAAAUACAGAACAAACGGGAUGAAAUUCACAUGCAGAAUCCGCUACUUGAUGGGGGGAAUAACCACUUGGGAACGAUCAGUUGUGAUGUUCUCCGAGACAGCGACGAUGUUGUAGAGGAGGCUUCCACUAAAGAAGACAUCUCUAAUAGGGGAGAGUUACUACCCCUGGGGAGGAACAUGGGAAGUGCACAUACUGGGCGAGCCCCCUUGGAGAAGAACCCAAUAGGGGAUGUGGUACCAGAAGCGAAGGAAGUUAUGAGUGAAAUGAGACAUGUGAUUGACCUUUUUGAGAAUACACAAAUCUUUGACGGCCAUACAGAUGUAACGGAGUGUGAACAAACAUACGUUGGACAAUUGAUGCAAACUGAUAUUGGAAGAAACUUAACAAGUGUAGACAUGGAACACCUGGAGGAUCUACGAACCUUUGUCUUUCCGCCCCCCACAAGUGAGAACAACUUCACCACCCUAAGUGCCAUUCCUGUCUGUAAGGUUAGAAGCCUUAAGGAAGGGGGAGGUCAUUUGACAAGUUUGAAAAAAGUUAACGAGUUCAAUGGUUUUUAUUUCGAUAACAGGAUAGAUCCAAGUCAUGUGGACGGGUGUGGGGAGAUCCCCUCAGGGAAGGUACUUCCUUGUGAGGUAUCCCUUGGCAAGACAUCAUCAAAUCAUGAUGUAACUAACUACGCACCGAGUAGUAACCAUGAAGUAAUCCCCGCGAACGGUAUCGCAGUGAGAGUUAAAUUCUUCCUGCUCGACGCUUACAGAUUCUACACACAAAAGUAUUACUUCUACUACUAUUACGUGGAGCGGGUCAAGGCGGUCCUUCAGAGGGCGCUGGGGGUUAAGUUUUUUUGA